CAUUCCAGAUGUGUGAGGUGAAUUAGGACUGACCAGUUUUUUAAUAUAUAUUUUUUUAAAAAUUCAGUGGUGUGGGCAUGGGAGGUUCAUGGACAAGAGAAUCGUCUAAUACAGGUUUCUUUUGAAUGUGCUGAUAGUAGGAGCUUCUUUACUAUUCUAUUUUCUGUAGAUUAUUUACCGCUGCUGACAGUGAUGAUAUCUCCACAGCUACAUAGUUCAUCAAUAAGGCAAGUCCAUGGAUUACAUUGAUGGCCGUUGGCUGGGAAUAUGGUGCAAACAUGUUGACGAAGUACUUGGCAGAAGCUGGAGAGAAUACACCGCUUACAGCUGCCACGUGCAUAGACAAUCCACUUGACUUAGAGGAGGCUACAAGGUCCUCUCCUUAUCAGAUGGCCAUUGAUCAGAAGCUCAUUGGUGGACUGAUAGAUAUUCUAAGAUCUAAUAAGCUGUUUUCUAGGAACUAUUUCAAGACAAAGCAAAAGGGUUUGACAUGGAGAAGGCUUUAUUGGCAAAGUCUUUUCAUGAUUUUGAAAAAGCAAUAUCUAUGGUAUCUUAGCACAAGGGACGUGGUUGGGAAUGUGAGCAAGCAAGGAAGAUUUAUAAAACUCAAUGUUUUAUGUUGAAUAAAUAUAUGAUGUACUCUUCUAUAUAAUGCAGAUUUGUUGUAUUAUGUUCUUUCUCUACUCUUUUUGAGUCAUAGCAAAAGAAUUUGACAUUGGUAACUAUAUUCUAUUUAUUUAUUAUGAAAAUAAGAUUGUGAUCAUUAUUGCAAUUUGAUUAUUUGUUUAUUCACAAUAUAUAUGUAACUAUGAAAAUAACUUCAUUGCCAAUGGACCUAUGGUAGUGGUAUUAAUCUUUUUAGCAUGUAUGUAUUUUUAUGGAGAUGAUAUACAGGAUUUCUUUAUCCCUUAUUUGUCUUUAUAAUUUUUUAUUGGGCACAAGCACAUUGUUUACUAGGUUUGACAAUGUUUAAUAUUUGAAUUAGUGAAGAUUUUAUGUUAUGCUUGGGUCUUCUCCAUUUAGUUUUAUUAUUUGAUUAGUCAGUCUUGAGACAUUCUGAUUUAGUGCAGCAAAUGAUAAUUACAAUAUUGUUUUUUUUUUUUUUUAAAGAAUCCCGUGCAUCGCACAGGUUAGCGACUAGUUAUA
This is a messenger RNA of Quercus robur (English oak), 1146 nucleotides long. RefSeq names its product embryogenesis-associated protein EMB8-like. The transcript has 2 exons. Bases 249 to 623 code for a protein of 124 amino acids. Gene Ontology annotation, molecular function: short-chain carboxylesterase activity; monoacylglycerol lipase activity. NCBI's taxonomy places the organism in Eukaryota, Viridiplantae, Streptophyta, Magnoliopsida, Fagales, Fagaceae. The record is from RefSeq and is a predicted model, not a curated record.